AUGUUCUCCUUUGCCAAAAAGCUAGUCGACAGAUUCGAGGGCCACACUACACAGGAAGCGUCCCUUAAUGAUUCUUAUUUCAAGAAUGCUACACAGAUAAACAACAGAGGGUUUGCACUCCGCGUUCUAUACGUUGAACCUCAUUCGGCAGCACAUUCCAAGGAGUUCGAGGCAUGGUUCGACUAUAUCAUCAAAAUCAAUUCGCACGAGUUACCGAUGCAAUAUCCCAUGUCCAAUUUUCCAUACUCGAUCAAUGAUGACGGUAGUAUAAACUAUGGCUCAAACACCACGUCUGAACAAGCGUCUGUUGUGAAUUUCGAUUUGCUAGCUCAAGAGUUGCUGGCUUUAGCUAAAACAAAGCAAGAACUUAAACUUGAUGUAUGGAAUGCAAAAGGUGGAGUAGUGAGACAAAUAAGUGUUCCAUUGCAAGAUUUCAUCCCCGAUGAGGAAAACGACGAUGAUCUUUCAACUGUCAAAUUGUUUACUGACAAGUUCAAACGGAUCGGGUUAACUGUAGAAUCGCAGCAUCUAAACACAGCUACGUAUGUCUGGAGAAUCCUAAAUACUCACCAAGGCUCGCCGGCUUUCAGAUCACAAUUGGUUCCUCAAUCUGAUUUUAUCAUCGGGUGCGAUUCUGCCUAUGUUACUGACGGAAGUGGCAAAGGCUUACUUACAAAGGGAGGCGAAGCUCUUUUGUCAAAUACGGUAUCGAAUUACUACAACUACUACCAUGCGCAAACUCACGAAGAGUACAUUCCCAUAACAUUUUAUGUGUACAACCAUGAUUACGACAUCUUGCGUCCUGUCACAGUUAACUUGUCUCGCAACUGGGGAACUGGUCAUAACCGAGGAAUUCUUGGAUGCGAUGUCGGCUACGGUCUACUCCACCGUAUUCCGGAAGUCAUUGGCAAGUUUGAAAACGACUCGGUGAUUGACGAUGUGUUGUUCGAAAACAACCUUGAUGUAGAGUAUCAAGUGAACUCAGCUACAGCGGCUGAUCCAUUUGACUCAGAGAAAAAUAUUAUAAACACGGCACCACCACCACCAAUGGGAUCGGUUUUACCCCCAUCAACGAUAUCACCACAUCCACCAAAAUCAUCCAGUCGGAAAAAGAAACAUGUAUCGGCUCUCAAUGCAGGAGAGUCUUUGGACGAUUACAUGAACGAAGAGUUGGAGAAAUCAAAAAAGUUGGAUGAGAGCUCAAAGCUGAAAACUUCAACCGAUAACGUACCACCCCCACCAACCAGCAAGUAG
Lodderomyces margitis is the source of this 1254-nucleotide messenger RNA. RefSeq lists its product as uncharacterized. The coding region runs from base 1 to 1254 and encodes 417 amino acids. Gene Ontology annotation, biological process: Golgi organization. The record is from RefSeq and is a predicted model, not a curated record. NCBI's taxonomy places the organism in Eukaryota, Fungi, Ascomycota, Pichiomycetes, Serinales, Debaryomycetaceae. Gene Ontology annotation, cellular component: Golgi apparatus. Gene Ontology annotation, molecular function: protein binding. The transcript has a single exon.